GGAGUACUUAAUUUGUGAAGCAUCAUCUGAAAAGGUGCAGGACACCCAGGACCUGCCACAAUGUUGCCAUUAACGAAGAGAAGUUUACUAUUGUUUCAGUCCAUACUUCUGUUCUCAAGCACCUAUGUAAUUUCGCAGCCACAAAUUCUAAAAGCAGACAAAAAUAGCUGCUGCAUCUUAGAUGAGCGAUUUGGAGAAUAUUGCCCAACGACAUGUGGGGUCUCAGAGUUUUUAAACAAAUAUCAAUCUGAUGUAGAUACAGAUUUACAGUAUCUUGAAAGUCUUCUGAAUCAAAUUUCUAAUCACACAAGCGAAACAAACAUUUUGGUGCAAGACAUCAAAGUAAUUGGGAAGGCUCCUCCUGUAGGACAACAAAAUAUAGACCCUUUAACACAAAAGUCAAGAGGUAUGUUGGAGGAAAUUACAAGAUAUGAAAAAACAGUUGUCUACUUUGAUGAACAAAUACAAUAUCUACAAGAAGUCUUGAAUUCAAACAAAAAUAAAAUUUCUUUGCUGAAACAGAAGACCACACAGUUAGAAAAUCAAUGCCAGCAGCCAUGUAGAGAUACUGUUCAGAUACAGGAAGCAACUGGAAAAGAUUGCCAAGAAAUUGCUAAUAAAGGUGCAAGAACCAGUGGUUUAUACUAUGUGAAGCCUCUGAAAUCAAAGCAACAGUUCCUUGUAUAUUGUGAAAUUUUGCCAUCUGGCAGCGCAUGGACUCAUCUUCAAAGAAGACACGAUGGCAGUGUGGACUUUAAUAAGAACUGGGUCCAAUACAAAGAAGGUUUUGGAUACUUGUCACCAGAUGACACUACAGAAUACUGGCUUGGUAAUGAAAAGAUACAUCUGCUGAGCACACAAUCCACCAUCCCUUAUGUCUUAAGAAUAGAGAUUGAAGACUGGAACAAUCAAAAGAGCACCGCUGACUACUCAACAUUCAGACUGAAUCCAGAAAAGGACAAUUACCGACUAACCUAUGCUUACUUCAUGGGAGGGGAAGCUGGAGAUGCCUUUGAUGGUUUUGACUUUGGAGAUGAUCCAAGUGACAAAUUUUACACAUCUCACAAUGGCAUGCAGUUCAGUACCUAUGACAAAGACAAUGACAAGUAUGAUGGAAACUGUGCUGAACAAGAUGGGUCUGGUUGGUGGAUGAAUAGAUGCCAUGCUGGGCAUCUCAAUGGCAAAUAUUAUCCAGGUGGUGCUUAUUCUAAAAAGGGAGAAGAGUUUGAGUAUGAUGACGGUAUAAUUUGGGCUACAUGGAGAAAUAGAUGGUACUCAUUGAAGAAAACAACAAUGAAAAUUAUUCCUCUUAACAGAUAUGGAACAGAUGAACAGCAAUACACGGGGUCCAAAAAGACAGGAUUUGAUGCCCGAGGAGAUAUAUAAAAAUCCAAUGUUCUCUGUUUAUGACAUCACACAUUUAUGUGUGUGUUUUUGUUUUCAAGAUGUGUUUUCUUCUUUUCAUUCAUUUGUAUUCAACCUUGUUUUAAAUAAAAUAAUAAUGUUGUACACCA
Messenger RNA from Bombina bombina (fire-bellied toad), 1514 nucleotides. It is a transcript of the gene FGG, whose product is annotated as fibrinogen gamma chain. Bases 61 to 1386 code for a protein of 441 amino acids. Gene Ontology annotation, biological process: protein polymerization; blood coagulation; platelet activation. Lineage: Eukaryota; Metazoa; Chordata; Amphibia; Anura; Bombinatoridae. The record is from RefSeq and is a predicted model, not a curated record. Gene Ontology annotation, molecular function: signaling receptor binding. The transcript is spliced from 9 exons. Gene Ontology annotation, cellular component: fibrinogen complex.